Messenger RNA from Hevea brasiliensis (rubber tree), 1093 nucleotides. Its product is annotated as protein THYLAKOID ASSEMBLY 8, chloroplastic. The record is from RefSeq and is a predicted model, not a curated record. The coding region runs from base 76 to 786 and encodes 236 amino acids. Gene Ontology annotation, molecular function: RNA binding; protein binding. Gene Ontology annotation, biological process: Group II intron splicing; chloroplast organization. The transcript is spliced from 2 exons. NCBI's taxonomy places the organism in Eukaryota, Viridiplantae, Streptophyta, Magnoliopsida, Malpighiales, Euphorbiaceae.
ACUCAGUUCAACCAUCGUCUUCAUCACAUAUCACCGCAUGCCGCAUCAGUCGCUCCCUCCAUCUCCCUGUCCUCCAUGGCCUCAGCUCUUCACUCAAAUCUCACCUUUUCCACUUUCCUCUAUCCAAAACCCAAUCUCAAAACCCUAACCAAACCUCCGAACACCACUAUAGCUACAACCAUACGCUGCGGCGGUCCUCGAUCCAACCGCGGUCCUCUCGUCAGAGGCCGUAUCUUAAGUACCGAAGCAAUCCUUGCUGUCCAAUCUCUCAAACGAGCCUAUAAAAAAUCAUCAUCAAACCUCACAGAUCUCCCUGAUCUCUCCCGCCUCAUUAAAUCAGACCUCCUCUCUAUACUCCGCGAGCUCCUCCGGCAAGACCUCUGUCCCCUCGCCAUCCACGUGCUCUCAACGCUCCGAUCUGAAUACUCUGGCCAGAUUGAUUUGGGCCUCUACGCAGACGUAAUCUCUGGUCUCUCUAGGAACAAAUUGUGCGAGCACAUUGACAAGUUAAUUGAGUAUUUGGAGAAAGAUGAGGGUGGGAUUCAGUGGGAGACAGAUAAGGGAUUGUUGAGGGUGAUAAGAGGCGUGGUGGAUGCGGGAAGAAGGGAAUCGGCGGUGAAGAUUUGUGAGAUUUUGAGGAGGAGUGGGUGUGGGGAAACGUGGCCGGCGGAUGAGUAUGUGGUUGGUGUUUUGAGUAAAGGGCUAAGGAGGAUGGGGGAGACGGAGUUGGCGAGUGAGGUUGACGAGAAAUUUGGUGGGAUUUUUAGGGGUGGUGCAUUUGCAUAAAAGGAAAUGAGUGAAAAAUGGUAGUUGUCCUCGAUUCACCAUGAUUGGUGAGAGCUUGGGUUCAACAUAUCUUUCCUGAGAAGCUUAGUGCAAGUUUACUCAUUUGUAUUAUUUUGAUUAUAAUGGUUGUGCUUUCACUUCUCCACUUGCUUAGAUUUUUGGUUGCAAAUUUGUCUUACAUGUAUUAUCCUAUCAUCAGUUUAUAUAUGAUUUCUAUUGUGUACAGCAAUGAUGCCUCAAUUGCCAGGAGGUCAGAGUUUUGUUAUUUUUCUAUGUGACAAUAAGAUUUGUUAGAAUUUGGGAGAUA